AUGUAUUCCACUGGAUCUUCUUCUUCGAUCUCCGUUGCCAUAGGUGAUUUCAAUGGAGAUGAUCGUUUAGAUAUUUUCGUCAUCAAUAAUGACACGAACAGUAUAGAUAUUCUGCUUGGCUAUGACGAGGGCUUUCCAAUUCAAGCACAAUAUGCAACUAGCACUUUGCCGAAUUUUGUAACUGUCGGCGACUUUAAUAACGACACCGUAUUGGACAUUGCCGUCACCAGUGAUAAUGAAAACACUGUAAGUGUACUUCUCGGAUAUAGUAAUGGCUCUUUUGCAACACAAGUGAAAUAUUCCACUGGCACUAAACCAUAUUAUGUAGCUGUUGGUGACUUUAAUAACGACACUCGACUGGAUAUCAUUGUCACUAAUUAUGGGAGCCAUAAUGUAAGUGUAUUUCUCGGAUAUAGUAAUGGUUCUUUUGCGAAUCAAACGACAUAUUCGACCGGUGCUUAUCCGUAUGGUUUAGCUGUUAGUGACUUUAAUAACGACACACGACUGGACAUUGUCGUCGCCAAUCGUGGUAGCAAUACUGUAAGCAUACUUCUCGGUUAUGGCAAUGGCUCUUUUGCAAAUCAAGCGACAUAUUCAGCUGGCAUUACUCCAGAGAAUGUAGCUGUUGGUGAUUUUAAUAACGAUACACGCCAGGACAUCGUCGUUACUAAUGUUGAUAACAACACUAUAAGUGUACUUCUAGGAUAUGGCAACAGCUCUUUUGCAAAUCGAGUAGCAUAUUCAACUGGCGCUUAUCCAGGCCCUGUAGUUGUGGCUGAUUUUAACAAUGAUACCUAUUUAGAUAUCGCCGUCACUAAUUAUUGGGACAACACUAUAAGUGUACUUCUCGGAUAUGGUGAUGGCUCUUUUGCAAUGCAAAAGACAUAUUUAACUGGCGACAAACCAGCUGGUUUAGCUGUUGGCGAUUUCAAUAAUGACACCCGAUUAGAUAUCGUCGUAAGUAAUGCUGGAAAUAAUACCAUAGGUGUACUUCUCGGAUAUGGUAAUGGUUCUUUUGCAAGUCAAAAGACAUAUUCAACCGGUGCUUAUCCAUUCGCUUUAGCUGUUAAUGAUUUUUACAAUGAUAAUCGACCAGAUAUCGUUGUCACUAAUUCUUUUGAAAACACUGUUAGUAUUCUGCUCCGUUAUGACAGAGGAGCUAUGAAAAACGAAAUUACAUUUGCGCCCAGUGCUGGUGCUCAUUUGACAUGCGCUGCCAUUUCGGAUUUCAAUAGUGAUGGUCUAUUGGAUAUCGUCGUUGCUAAUUAUGGUAGUAAUAAUCUAGGUGUCAUUCUCGGAUAUGAAAACGGCACAUUUGGAAACGAAAUGAUAUUCUCAACGGGAUUAGAAUCUCAUCCUUACUUAAUUGCAAUUAAUGACUUCAAUAAAGAUGGUCAAGUGGAUAUUGCAGUGGUCAAUCGUGGUAAUAAAAGUCUUAGUACAUUUCUGGGAAAUGGGAACGGAACAUUUGAAAGUCAAGCAAAUUAUAGCACUGGUUUUGAUUUUGCUCCAUUGGCUGUUGAUGUUGGUGAUUUCAAUAGUGACGGGCGUUCAGAAAUUGUUGUUACAUAUGAUGAUACUGAUAAUUUGGAUGUGUUUGUUAUAUAUGACAUCGGAGAUUUUUCUCAUCGAACGACAUAUUCAACUGAUCCUAUCCCAAACUGUGUAGCUUUUGGUGAUUUUAAUAACGACACUCGACUGGAUUUCGUUGUCACUACUGUGUAUUACAAUAAUGUAGCUGUAUAUCUUGGAUAUGGUAAUGGCUCUUUUGAAAACCAAAUGACAUAUUUAGUUGGAAAUCUCCCAUUCUCUGUGGCUGUUGGUGAUUUUAACAACGAUGCCCGAUCAGAUAUUGUUGUCGCUAAUCAGAAUGACAACACUGUAAGUGUACUUCUUGGAUAUGGCAAUGGCUCUUUUGCAAGACAACAAACAUUUUCAGCUGGCUUUAAACCAUAUUCUGUAGCGAUUGGUGAUUUUGAUAACGACAGCCGACUAGAUACCGUCGUCGCUAAUAUUGAUAGCAAUUCUGUAACUCUACUUCUAGGAUAUGGCAAUGGCUCUUUUGCAAGUCAAACGAAUUAUUCAACUGGCUUUCGGUCAUUGUCUGUAGCUGCUGGUGAAUUUAAUCAUGACGCCCGACUGGAUAUCGUAGUCGCUAAUUCUGAUGGCAAGUCUAUAAGUGUACUCCUAGGAUAUGGCAAUGGCUCUUUUGCAAGACAAGUGAAAUACUCCACUGGCACUGUACCAAUAUGUGUAGCUGUCGGUGAUGUUAACAACGACAGCCGACUGGAUAUCGUCGUCGCUAAUCGUGAUUAG
Molecule: messenger RNA, 2316 nt
Organism: Rotaria sp. Silwood1
Lineage: Eukaryota; Metazoa; Rotifera; Eurotatoria; Philodinida; Philodinidae
Source: the annotation of a GenBank genome assembly